Solenopsis invicta (red fire ant) is the source of this 4318-nucleotide messenger RNA. Its product is annotated as 4'-phosphopantetheine phosphatase. Gene Ontology annotation, biological process: coenzyme A biosynthetic process. Bases 363 to 2777 code for a protein of 804 amino acids. Lineage: Eukaryota; Metazoa; Arthropoda; Insecta; Hymenoptera; Formicidae. Gene Ontology annotation, cellular component: cytosol; nucleus. The transcript is spliced from 13 exons. Gene Ontology annotation, molecular function: ATP binding; pantothenate kinase activity. The record is from RefSeq and is a predicted model, not a curated record.
GUAUAUAUAUAUAUAGGCUCAUUUUUAAAUCGGCAAUCUGCGCCGUCUGAGUAAAUAGAUACGCAAGUAAAUAAGUUUCGUUACGCCACAGCUAUAGAAGAGCAAAGCAAGAGAGGGAAAUAAGGGAGAAAAAUAACAGUCUUCGAAGGAAUAUUUUCGGCUAGGAGAUUUAUAUUGGUUUACGUUGGUGAUGAAUCGCAGGCAACUUAUCUCUGGCAACCGAUUGCCGUGAUUUAAGCGCGUUCGCCACCUGCCAGUUGCCAGUUAAAUGCCCGUGGAGGUGCCACGGUGUUGUCGGUGGUCGGUGUAUCGCUCAAUUGCAGAAGAAUCAUCGGGCGGAUUGUCGUUCCGCGGACCUAGGGAUGGCAGCGGAGGUCAACGGCGAUGAGCGGUCGCACCCACGCUGUAUCAAAUUGCCACCUGCCGUCGAGGUGUUCGCCAAUUUGAAAAAUGCGCAGACCUUCGCCAUAGACAUUGGAUUGUCCUUAACCAAAAUUGCCUAUUACUCAACAGUAAGUUAUCGUAAGGCACUUUACGAAGAUGCAGAAGGUUUAGGGAACAGUGGAGAACUAGCGUACAAAGUAUUCGAGGGUAAUAGACUGCAUUUUGUUAAGUUUGAGACAAGAUAUAUUGAGAACUGCUUAGACUUUGUCAAGAAGAAUUUAGUGGAUGUUGAACGAUUUCAUGGAAAAAGAAUUAAAGUGACUGGAGGCGGAGCAUUCAAAUAUACACCAUUGUUGCAAGAAAAAUUAGGAUUACUAGUUGACAAAGAAGAUGAGAUAGACUGUCUGAUAAAGGGUUGUAAUUUCUUGCUUAAAAAUAUACCAUGUGAAGCGUUUGAGUAUCAUCGACAUGCAAAUCCAGAAUAUAAAUUUCAACAAGCUGGACCUCAUAUAUUUCCAUAUUUGCUGGUUAAUGUUGGCAGUGGUGUCAGUAUUCUUAAAGUGGAAUCGGAUGAAGUAUUUGAAAGAGUCGGUGGUACAGCCACAGGAGGGGGUACAUUUUGGGGACUUGGAUCACUACUUACGAAAAGAAAGGACUUUGACGAAUUGCUGCAACUUGCAGAACGGGGGGAUCAUCGCAAUGUAGAUAUGUUAGUGAAAGAUAUUUAUGGGGGCGAUUAUUCCUCCCAAGGUUUAUCUGGAGAGCUUAUUGCAUCGUCCUUUGGCAAGGCGGUAGCUUGUGGGCAACCAAAAUUUUCCGAAGCUGAUCUCGUAAGGAGUUUACUAUUCACCAUUAGCAAUGAUAUUGGCCACAUAGCUAGUUUGUAUGCAACCGUUUACAACAUGGACAAGGUUUACUUUGGUGGUUAUUUCCUACGUAACCAUCCACUAUCAAUGCACACCAUCUCAUACUCUAUAAAAUAUUGGUCUCAUGAUAAGGUAACGCCUCUCUUUCUUCGCCAUGAAGGUUACCUUGGCGCAAUCGGAGCGUAUUUAUAUGGCACUGAACAAACGGACAAAUACAGUUGGUUAGAAAAUUACGCUGGAUCAUCGAGCUUUAAAGAUUCCGUGCCAACCGAUUUCGGAAUUAAAGUCGAUCAACUGGAAAUUGAUCAAGCAGAAUAUGCUGUAACGUUCUGCCCAUUAUUGCGAGAUCCCGCAUCUUACAAUCCUGACACUACGGAUCUCACUCAGGAUAAAGAGGCAAGGGACUAUUGGCUAAAAUGUUUUGAAGAAUCCGUGGAUAAAUUCGUAUCGAGAGCUAUUAACAGUCAACCACACAGUCCCACAGCAAAGGACAGAGGAUUAAAAUUAAAGGAGAAAUACAUCAACAGAUUACACUAUCUUCAGGCGCAACCAUUUGCAUAUGGGGCACUUACUGUUAGAAUAUUGUUGGAUACCAUCGAGCAUUGCAUGAAAGAAUUUGAUUUUCCAGAUCCAUAUUUACAUCAAAAAAGAAAAGAGAAUGAAGAAGCAUUGAUGCACUUACACAAUCGCAUAACUAAUCUAGAUCAAUUGGAAGGCGCGGAGAAGAUAAAAGCUUUGAUCCUUGGCGUUCUCAGUGGUAAUAUAUUUGAUUGGGGUGCAAAAGAUAUUGCAAAGCUAUUGGAAACCAAUGAUUUUGGUUUUGAAGACGCCCAAGCGAAAAUUCCAGGUAGACCAUGGCUAGAGGAUAAUUUAGAUGAUUGGAUACACAGAUUGCAGAAUGGACCACCUCAUAAAUGUGCAGCCAUUUUUGUCGAUAAUAGCGGUGUAGAUAUAGUUCUUGGAAUCCUGCCGUUUGCACGAGAUUUAUUGCAACGGGGAACCAAAGUAAUAUUAUGCGCUAAUUCUAUGCCAGCUUUGAAUGACGUAACGUAUCCUGAAUUGGUCGUUAUGUUACGGGAUGCCGCAAAAAUUUGUAAUGUUAUAAAACAGGCUCUAGAAGAUAAUACUCUUAUUCCUAUGGAAACCGCGCAUGCAGGUCCUUGUCUGGAUCUCAGUCGUCUAAAUUUGGAUCUAUGCCUUGCGAUGAUCGAGCACAACGUAGAUCUUAUAGUCAUCGAAGGAAUGGGUAGAACUCUACACACUAAUUUUCAUGCUAAAAUGAAGUGCGAGUGUCUAAAAUUGGCAGUCGUAAAAAAUCGGUGGCUCGCGCUUCGUUUAGGCGGCGAUAUGUAUGCUGUGAUAUGCAAAUACGAGCAACCAACGACGCCGAAUGCCAAGAUUUACGAUAUCGAAAUGAAAUCGGAGACGAUAAAUGAUGGUUGUCCGUCAAAAUGUACAGAAGAGGCGACAGAACUUUGCAAAUGCGAUAAUUCUAGCGACAGAAAUACAAGUAAAGUAUCAGUAUAAAGUUAGCAAUAUACAAUUAUUUCUUUUAGACCAAAUAAUAAUAUAAAACAUAUUGCCUUCCGAGAAAGAGAAAACUUAAAGACAGAGUUAUGCUCAAAUACGCUUAAAUUUUAGAAUUGUGAUCGAGUCAGCACUGGUGUUAAGAAAACAUACAGAUGAAAUAUUAAAUCUGUUCUUUUUAAUUGAGUUUCUUGCACAAUACAUCUUUUUUUUCUUUUUACGUUAGAGAGAAAAAGAAAGAUAAAUUGUGCAAGAAGUUCAGUUAAAAAGAACAAACCUAUCAUGUGAUUCGUCAAAUAAACGUAAUCGUAUAAAAGAUUAUUAAUAUAAUUUUUUUAAUAAUCUAUAAACACUUUCUUAUUUAUCAUAACGAUUAUACGUAUGUUUGUUUCAGUCAUACUGUAUUAUUAGUAUAUUAGAUUUGUUCGCGUCGCAUGCUCCAAGAGCACUUGGAUCAAUUGGAUCACUUUUAUCACCAAUCACAGCACUAGAACUAAUGAUUUAAGUGAUCCAAGUGCUCUUGGAGCAUGCGACGCGAACAAACCUAUUAUAGAUCUUCUCACACAUAGUUUUCAAAAAAGUUAUUACUAGUAUUAUAUUAACUGCUUUACUAAAAUUCUAGAUUUUUAAUGUAAAAUAUUUUUAUAUUAAUCUCUCACGAGGGGAAAAUCAAAAGUGGAAACACCCUUUUGAAACGCGAUUUGCAAAAGAUAAUCCUUUGUAUUAAGAUCCCAAACUUUAGCUCCAGAUACUUAAUAAAAAACAAAAAUGUCAUCGGAUCUAUAAACUUCUUGAUAGAAUAAUAAAAUUUGGGAAAUGAAGGAAAAACGUUAAUUUUAUAUUAUUACAGAAUUAAUCAACGUUCUUCUUAUACAUAGGUACAAAUAUUCAAUUUAAUGAAUUUUCGUCACUAUCAGUGCAGUACAAGUAGAUAAUAUAAACUCAAGCAGUUCGAGUACGUAUUAAUCUAAGUUGUAUUUCUAUACAAUCAAAAGUCAAUUGGUACAAUAUUUAAUACUUUUUUUCUUCAUUUUCUAAAAUCUAUUAUCCUACCAAGUAAUCUAUAGAUCUGAUGACUUCAAAAUUUUUAUAUUUAUUGUUUUUUUUUUUGAAGAAACUAAGAGGUAUCUGAAACUAGGGUUUAAGAUUCUUAUAUUGUAAUGGCGUUUCUACUUUUGAUCCUCUCCUUGUAAGUUGCAUAAGAUCUAAAUAAAAUUUCAUAAACCUCAUUAAUAAUAAAUAUAUGAACUAGAAACAACAUCACUUUUUGUAUCUUUGCAUGUUAAAAAAUCAGCAACAUUUCUCGAAAAAGAUUGUAAAAUAUAAAUCUCUUUCUACGUUUGUAUACGGUAUUAAACAAUUCAUUUGUGAAUUAACAAUUUAUCGUAAUACGCUUGAUCAAUCUCGUCCAUACAGUUAUAAUUAGUAUUAAAAAAAAAAUAGUUAUUCAUUUUUUACAGAAAUGUUAGGACUAUCAAUGUAUAUAAACAAGCAUGUCUGAAUUGUAUUAACGUAAAUCAUUAAAAUCAAUACAUAAAUAA